GGAGUCUGAUCGUUAAGAGGUCUUAGAAAGGAGGCAUGAAGGGACACCUAUCCUCGCUGAUGUUCUCUGUCCUGUUUGCGGGGGGCUUGCUGACCACUCUAAUGUGGUACAAGCUGGACAAUAAAAACAUGAAAUAUCGCAGACACCUGCCCAAAAUGAAAAUUGCUCCUCGGUCUACUGAUUCCUGUAAAAACUGUGGAGAGAGUAUAAAGAAAGCUUUAGAGAUCUCCUUCAAACCCUGGAAAAAACAGGAGGACAACUUUAAAAAGUUUAGGUUUCAGCUUAGCAGCAAGUGCAAUGGCUUUGAUAAGGCUAUAAUUACCCAGACAAACACUCCUCUGGGAUCAAAGCUUGUUUAUGAUGGGCAAAAAAAGACCAGCCUCCAGGUGAAGCCAGAGAUCUUCAGCACCUUCCCAAAAGGGCAUCCUUUCUCAAAUAAAACAAAGCUCACUUGUGCUGUUGUAGGGAAUGGUGGAAUCCUGGCAAACAGUAGAUGUGGAAAAAUGAUUGAUUCAGCUGAGUUUGUCAUAAGGUGCAACUUACCUCCUGUUACAAACGGACAUGAAAAACACGUGGGUAGUAAGACAAACCUUGUGACAUCAAAUCCGAGCAUCCUGUUGGAUAAGUACAGGUCUCUAAUGGAACGGCGGCGUCCAUUAAUAGAGAAGCUAAGCAGCUAUGGCGACUCUAUGCUUCUUCUUCCUGCCUUUUCCUACAGUAUAAACACCCCUGUAUGUAUGAGGGCUCUCUAUACUGUCCAGGAUUUUGAAAGCCCCAUCCGGCCAGUCUUCCUUAACCCACAGUACCUCGAGAGUCUUGACCUUUUCUGGCGUUCUCAAGGUUGGAAGGCAUCCCGGCUCAGCACAGGAAUUAUGAUGACCAGCUUGGCACUGGAACUUUGUGACAAUGUGCAUCUUUUUGGAUUCUGGCCCUUCAGUGUUCACCCACACACCUUCCAGGACUUAACUCACCACUAUUAUGAUAACAAACCAGCGAAAUCAAAUUUCCAUGCAAUGCCUACUGAGUUCAACCUGUUGCUGCAACUGCACAGCCAGGGUGUGCUCCAGCUACACUUGGGAGACUGUGAGCCUGAUUAUUAUUAGUCACACAGAAAAUAGAUCCAUCUACCAAAAGUAAUGAUUUUCUUAUAAAGGAAAUCCAGCAUAGAGGUGAGCUGUCUCAGAUGUGUUUGUAAUGACCCAGCCAUG
Cyprinodon variegatus (sheepshead minnow) is the source of this 1208-nucleotide messenger RNA. Its product is annotated as alpha-2,8-sialyltransferase 8F-like. Gene Ontology annotation, molecular function: alpha-N-acetylneuraminate alpha-2,8-sialyltransferase activity. The transcript has 7 exons. NCBI's taxonomy places the organism in Eukaryota, Metazoa, Chordata, Actinopteri, Cyprinodontiformes, Cyprinodontidae. The record is from RefSeq and is a predicted model, not a curated record. Gene Ontology annotation, biological process: N-glycan processing; oligosaccharide metabolic process. The coding region runs from base 36 to 1103 and encodes 355 amino acids.